AAUAUAUUCAAAUUCAUAUGCAAACGUGGAUGAUUCUGUUGAUAAUAAACAGUAAAAUAUGUGAAUAUUAUGGUAUUGUUUGCAUUGCUUCAAAUAUGACUAGGAAUCCAGGGAAGCCUUCCCACUCAGUAGUCAUCAGAAGUCAACUUGCUGUUCAAGUAUGAUGCAGAAGCUUUUGGCCAUGGUGCUUCUCUUUCUUCUCUGUUUCUUCUUGGCUGCUGCAUCGGCCUCACCGUCGCCCACCGUCAUUGUCAUCGGAGCCGGAAUUUCAGGAAUUGCAGCAGCAAAAACGCUACAUGAGGCAGGGAUUCAUGAUAUGUUGAUUGUAGAGGCAACUCCUAGGAUUGGUGGUCGUCUCAUGAAAACUCAAUUUAGUGGACUUACUGUUGAGAAGGGUGCCAAUUGGCUUUUUGGUGGGGGGCCUGUGGCCAAUCCCUUGCUGGACAUUGCCAAAAAACUUAAGCUCAGAACUUCCCUCAAUGACUAUGAAAAUCUCACAUCAAACACCUAUAAACAAGAAGGUGGACUAUACCCUUCCAAGCUGGUAGAGGAAAUUGAUAAGGUUGCCACCGCCAGAGAUGAUUUCUGUGAAAAGUUUUCGAAAAAAUUGUCAUCCAAAAAGAAGGAUGUUGAUGUUUCAAUUUUGGCAGCACAGCGAAUAUUCAAACAGGUGCCCAAAACCCCACUUGAAAUGGUGAUCGACUUCUAUCACAAUGAUUAUGAAGACGCAGAGCCACCAAAAGUGACUAGUUUGAAGCACACUUACCCUCGAAACGAGUUUGUAGACCAUGGAGAGGAUCCAUACUUCGUGGCUGAUCCGAGAGGCUUUGAGAUUGUAGUUCAGUAUCUUGCUAAGCAGUUCCUUUCUUCUUUGACAAGUGAUCCCAGGCUUAAGCUAAAUAAGGUAGUUAGAGAGAUAAGCUACUCAAAGAGCGGAGUUACCAUAAAAACUGAAGAUGGUUCCACAUACAAUUCCAAGUAUGUUAUCGUAUCUGUCAGCCUUGGAGUUCUUCAGAGUGACCUAAUUGAGUUCCAGCCCACUUUACCGCUAUGGAAAAGAAUUGCAAUAUCAGACUUUGGCAUGACCAUAUAUACCAAGAUCUUUCUAAAGUUCCCUUACAAGUUCUGGCCUUCCGGCCCUGGAACCGAGUUCUUCCUCUACACCCAUGUGAGGCGUGGAUACUAUCCACUUUGGCAGCAUCUGGAGAAUGAAUAUCCAGGAUCAAAUAUAUUGUUUGUAACGGUAACAGCUGAUGAGUCAAGGAGAAUAGAGCAAUUGCCUGAUGAAGCAAUUGAAGCAGAGAUAAUGGUAAUACUUAAAAAGUUGUUUGGGGAUAACAUUCCAAAACCAGAAUCCAUUCUCGUACCUAGAUGGGGCUUGGACAGGUUCUACAAGGGCAGCUUUUCUAAUUGGCCUGAUAGCUACAGUCAAAAACGCAAAGACCAAUUGGCGGAUCCUAUUGGUCCUGUAUACUUCACAGGGGAGCACACCAGCAAUAAAUAUAUAGGAUAUGCUACUGGUGCUUAUUUUGCAGGUAUCGACACUGCAAAUGAUUUAAUCGAGUGCUUCAAGAAAAAAUCUUGCAGGGGCUAUAAUAGAAACAGAUGGCAUUAAGAUGGGAAUGCUAGCCCCUGGCCAGCAUCCGAAGGUUCAAAUAUGAGAUGAGCAACAGCAAAGAGUUGCUUUCCAACCCAUAACAACAUUGAAGUCGUCUCUUGCACAAUGUCCUAUCUACUUUGUGUUUUAUUUGAUCCCAUUAUUACUAUGUAUAAGAACUUUAUUUUCCAGUCCGAAAUUGUAUGUACCAUGAAUUCAUUAUAAUUAUUGAUUAUAGUGAGAUUCAAGUAAAACUAAAAAUAAUUAAUGAUUAUAAUCAAUUUAUUGUA
This is a messenger RNA of Hevea brasiliensis (rubber tree), 1887 nucleotides long. Its product is annotated as polyamine oxidase 1. The record is from RefSeq and is a predicted model, not a curated record. The transcript is spliced from 9 exons. Gene Ontology annotation, molecular function: oxidoreductase activity. Lineage: Eukaryota; Viridiplantae; Streptophyta; Magnoliopsida; Malpighiales; Euphorbiaceae. Bases 161 to 1615 code for a protein of 484 amino acids.